CUCACAACCCUAUCAAAAAUCAAGAGUGCAAACGUAACCUUAUAAUACCAUAAAGUAGAUGUUUAUUUAUGUUUUGAUUUCCGUGUCACUUCGUUAUUUAUAUUUGGUUGUGUCUCGUCGGUUUCAUGCCGGUAGUUUAAUAUAUAAACUCUGCAAACAAAACUAUAUAUAUGUUAAACUAUGAAUGUUACAGUCUUAUUUUAGAACAAUAUUAUUGGCAGUAUUAUGUAGUAUUUGCUUGAUACAUACUUUUUAAUAACUUUUGUGAUUAAGCUGAACAAUAAGAGUUUCUUUUGGAUUUGUAAGGAAAUUUACAGUUUAACAGUCAGUUUAAUGAAAAUAUUUUUAAAUAUAGAGGUAAAAUCAAAUAUGGAACUUUCAAAACGAAUGUACUCCACAUAAGAGUAGACUACAAUUGAGAAAUUUUAAAUAUAGGUACAAUACACAAUGGCUGGCCCAUUUUGGGGUUCUGAGAAACUUUUCUUCUGGAUACGAAACGUCAUUCGCAUCCUAAAUGAAAAGCGCCAUGAAGAUUCAACCGAAAUCGAACUUGCCUGCGGAAUAGAGCGAAUAAGGCUACACAAAUUAGAGCAACAUGUAGAAAACGUCAUCAUGCACUACCUAGAAACGUAUAUCCGGAAAGAAGUAGCUCCAAUGUUCUGGACUAAUUUCAAAGUUGUUUCAAACGAGAAGCAAGGGUUCGAAGCUUUUCAGCGAGCGGUCAAUGAAUUAUAUUCCAGUUUCGAUCCGGUGCUACCUCCCUUAAACCAAUUAGAAGAAAUAAUCAAAUAUGACAAACCCAGAUACAAUACCAAGAAGAACAUCAAAGAGCGAUUCAAAAUGCUAGUUGGAGCCACACUGUUCAGUCAGAUUCCUCUACAUCACGACAUUAUCAUAGAACAUUUCUAUAAGAUAGCCUUCAAAGUAUUUUGCAACAGCGACACAAACAUCGAUAUCUCCGAAAAUUUCACUACUGAGUGUCGUGGCUGUGCCCAAGACCAGGAAAGAUGCCAGUGCCAAGUGAUAAUCUACAUGUUCCAUGAGACGAACAGAAAAUUAUUAGAGCUAGGAUUACUGGAACGACUUGUGGGCAACGUCCUCACAUCUUUGAUUAACAUCCGGAUUAAGAACUACGUGAGCCACACCUGUAACAGAAGCUUCGACACAUCCUUGAUAGUUCCCCUAAAAGAUUGGCUAGGAACCGUAGUCUUGAGCUGGCUUGUCAGAAUCUACUCUGGGUCUUCCGAAAGAACCGUCAUCCCCCAGAAAACAAUAGACGCGAUCGAGACCUUCAAGCAGAAACUCCAACAUUUUAUGCACGAAACAUAUACGAAAGUUAGGAUCGAACAGCUGUUCAAUAUAAUAAUAGAAUACCCUGCAUCCCUUCCAGCGAUCUUGGAUCUCCGCACUUGUCUGAUAAGAACAGAUUUACGUAAAAACCUAAUUGACACUUUGCAAGAAGCUUUCAAAACUAGACUUUUACAUCCUGGAGUCACCACUCAGGAUAUUUUGACUGCAUAUAUCGCAGCGAUUAAAGUCCUCAGGCAAUUGGAUCCAACAGGGGUGCUUUUGGAAACGACAACUGAGCCUAUUAAAUUUUAUUUGAGAAGCCGGGAGGACACGGUUCGAUGUGUGGUGACCAGUUUAGUGGAAGAUUCGGACAGUGAUUUGGCUGACGAACUCGCUAAAGGUGAGUCUUACCAGAUAGAUGAAGCUUCCGGAGAAGAGGAGACUGAAAACUGGGAAAAGUGGAUGCCAGAUCCAGUCGAUGCUGAUCCUGCUAGAUCAACCCAGCGGAAAAUGUCGGACAUAAUAUCGAUGUUGAUCAGUGUUUAUGGUAGCCAGGAUCUGUUUGUGAACGAGUACAGAACUCUGCUUGCGGAUAGGCUACUUUCUCAGAUGAAAUAUCAUACUGAAAAAGAGAUUAGACACUUAGAGCUGCUGAAGAGAAGAUUUGGAGAACACCAGCUGCACUACUGCGAAGUGAUGUUGAAGGACGUCUACGACUCGAAACGAAUUGAUGGGAAUAUUCAAUCGGAUGCUAAUUACUGUUUGGAGAAAGAAGACUUUACGACAUCAGCUUUGAUUUUGUCAGCUCAGUUUUGGCCUCCAUUUAAAGAAGAAUGGAAACUGGAAUUACCAAAAAUAGUUCAGAAUCAGUUAAGUCGUUAUGUCAAGGCCUUCGAGGCUCUAAAAGGAAACAGAACCCUCUGCUGGAAGCCUCAUCUAGGGGACGUUAAUGUAGAAAUUGAACUGAAAGACAGGAAAUUGAAUCUUAAUGUAACUCCAAUUCAUGCAACGAUUAUCUUACACUUUCAAGAGAAACACGAAUGGACUUUAGAGAAGUUGUCUGAAGUUGUUCACGCACCAACUACUGUGCUUCGAAGGAAAAUUGCAUUUUGGGUGACACAUGGAGUUUUGAAGGAGACAUCCAAUGACACUUACACUCUUCAGGAAGAAAGUAGUUCGAAGAGUCAUUCCGUGACUGAGAUAGUUGAAGAUGAUGAGGGAGAGAGUGCUAUGGCCUCUACGAGCGAUCAGAGGGAAGGGGAGUUGCAAGUUUUUUGGUCUUAUAUUGUUGGAAUGCUGACCAAUCUUGAUUCAAUGCCACUUGAGAGGAUUCAUCAAAUGUUAAAGAUGUUUGCUUCGCAAGGAUCAGGGACUGUGGAAUGUAGUUUGUCAGAUUUGAAGCUGUUCUUAGAUAGGAAAGUGAGAGAACACCAUUUAAUACUUUCGGGAAAUUUAUACAGAUUACCAAAAACGUGAAUUAUUAUGAGUGAAUAUGAUUAAACUGUUGUUCAAUCUAGAUUUAUUUCUAGGUUGCAUGUCUGAUAUUUUCAAUUGACUAAUUUGAAAGCAUUUAAGUUUGAAAUCUUCUGAAUGUAAAAACUUUUUUUAAUACCCUUAUUGAAACUAAUACCAUUGGGAAAUGAUCCAAAUAUGUUAGUUUUAAAAAUGAAAAGCUUUCAAAUUCGACUGGAUUGUCGCUGAGUCGUGACCUUAAUUGUAUCACUACCUAGUGUAAAUUAUACUAGUAUUGUACAGUGUAUUCAUAGUAGGAGUUAUUAAAAACCUUUUUUAUAUUU
This is a messenger RNA of Belonocnema kinseyi, 3086 nucleotides long. RefSeq names its product anaphase-promoting complex subunit 2 (gene morula). The transcript is spliced from 2 exons. Lineage: Eukaryota; Metazoa; Arthropoda; Insecta; Hymenoptera; Cynipidae. Gene Ontology annotation, biological process: ubiquitin-dependent protein catabolic process. Gene Ontology annotation, cellular component: anaphase-promoting complex. The record is from RefSeq and is a predicted model, not a curated record. The coding region runs from base 448 to 2766 and encodes 772 amino acids. Gene Ontology annotation, molecular function: ubiquitin protein ligase binding.